Hydatigera taeniaeformis is the source of this 1656-nucleotide messenger RNA. The record is from the annotation of a GenBank genome assembly. NCBI's taxonomy places the organism in Eukaryota, Metazoa, Platyhelminthes, Cestoda, Cyclophyllidea, Taeniidae.
AUGGUUCGCAUGACCAAGGUCCUUCUCUGCGGUCCUUCAGGGGCUGGAAAAACCACUUUGGUCUACUCCGUUGAAAAUCCUACGGGCGUUCUUCCGAAUCUUGAAAACCACCUGCCGACGUAUGAGGAUACUUAUACAUUGUACAUAUCAACUGAAAAAAAUGGUCAAGAGAAAAUUCGCGUAUACGAGAUUGGUGGUACGAACACCUCUAUAGGUCGACACUUCGUUAAUUCGUCUGACGCUCUUGUUCUGGUCUUCGAUAUCACUAGUUUUGACUCCUUUGUUGCGAUGCAGAAAAUAAAGGCGGAAAUUGAUUCUAUGAAGGAAAAGCGUGAACUGCCAACAGUGAUUAUUGGAAAUAAAAAUGACCAACCUAGAAGUUCCAAAUUCGAAACUAUCUCACCAAGUGCCUGGGCCCACAAAGAAAAAGUUGGAUAUUUCGAAACUAAUGCGUGUGACAAGGCAGCUUUUUUACAAAUCCUCUCUGGGCUAUUACUCAAGCUUCCAGCGUUCUCAUUACCUCUUGUGGGCAUAAAAGGCACAGAGUCAGUAAAAUCGUGUGUCUGUAUUGCCUACGCAGAACAAAAGGAUGUACUUUUUGCCGGACAUGCGGACGGUCAAAUCAGUGCUUGCAAUUUCGCCCAGAAGCGUCAAUGCGCAGCUUGGCUGGCUCAUUCUCAGUCUCAGGUCAUUGGUUUGGCUGUGGCCCCCUGGAAAGCAGUGCCACGUGAAAUCUGUCUCAUCUCUCAGGGUAGAGAUGGCAAAAUUAGGUUUUGGGACACUGAUUUAGCACCAUCUCCAAAAGUGGUUUGCUGCCAGCAUACCCUCUGUCCCUUCAACAUCUGGCAACCUAACAAUGGCUGCCACACUGAGCAUUACCUUGCCUUUGUUGGAGUGGAUGAGGAAGACGCCUCGGCAGUCACCCUGGAGGUAAUUCGAUCAUUGGACAAUUUGACUGUCUGCUCCGUGGACGCAAGUCAAAUCUCCCGGCUUGGCAUGUGUAUGGCACUGAGUGGAGUUACAUGCAGCGGAACUUGUUGCUUUUUGGGGGGAUUCGAGGCAGGCUGCGUGGUACUCUUUAUAGAGGGCAGACAGGUAGCCCGAGUCUCGCCUCUUUCGUCGUCUGACAUUCGACCAAUCACAUGUCUGGCAGCUUUCACUGUCGAUGCAUCCAUGGUGCUAAUUGCUGUGGGUAGGUCUGCUGUAGCUGAUGGUGAAGAAAAGCUGUCUGACUUCGAGCUUCUCAAGCUGACCUCUGAAGAUCGUUCUAACUUCGUUCUUGAGCGGUGCACAAAACAGCCGUUCAGUAACGAGUCUCAUGGAAUCAGUUCAUUGACUUGGCGCAAUGAUGGCCGACUGCUGGCUGCCGGCCAAUGGAACGGUGACAUCCGUUGUUUCGUCGUGACUCGCAAGGGUCGCGCUCGUUGUCUUGGUAAUCUACGCAGCCCUGGAGCGGUUGUUGGCGGCGGUACUCUGCUAGGAGACUGGUCCUCCAUCUCAACUGAUCCUUCUAAGCUAACUCCUGUAGAUCGGGAUCAGUCGCUCUCUAUUCGUGGAGCCCUCUUCCUUCCCUCAAAGUGGCUUAUAACAACUGCACCAGCUUCUGCGGGGGGCUUUGGAUCUCUAAAUGUGUGGGACGUGUACAGAGACUCUUGA